UUUACGAUCUUUAUGUCAUCAUGUAUUUGACUUGGUGUUAUGUUUUAUAUUCACUAAUUUCUUUAUCUUUAACAAAUGAACUAAACAUAUUAACAGACUGGCAAAAAAAUUCAUUUUUAUGCAUGAGAAAUUAUUUUGAAUUUAGUCAACCUAUGAUUAUUCAUCAAAAAUAUAACAUAACAUUUUAUGGUCUUGAAGAAUCAGGAUAUGGUGUUCGACAGAUUGUAGUUCGGAGUGUAUAUGAUUUUGUACCAGAAAGAAGUAGUUUUAUUGACAUGCUUGAACAAGACGGUGGAUAUGAAAAUUACUAUAGGAAAUUAGUACGAAAAGUUGAUUUUCAUAACCAAUUUAUGAUGUUUGCAGAAAGACAAAAGUUCAAAAACUGGGAUUAUUUUGUUAAAGAAAAUAAAAACAUUAAAAUUUUUUGGUGUAAAAAUGGAUUAUGUGAAGAUUGCCGGAGUAACAAUCCGAUAGCUUUGGCAAUAAUAAAUGAAAUAUCUCAACCUAAGAACACUGAAGUUCAACCAAAAAUUCAAGCUUCAGAAAAGAUGUGGUCGGAUGGACAAAUUGAAGAUUUCAAAGAUUUUUCUAUAGAAUUAGCUUCAAACUCAUUACUGAUUGGAAGACCAGGAGACGUAGCAAAAUUAUAUUUCAGAGUAAUCAACAGAUUAUGGCAACCAUUAGAGUUUUUUUUUGAAUGUUAUGCUCAAAUUGGAAUUAUACGAGCUAUUCUUCCUACAAGGAUAAUAAUACCACCAAAUUCACCAAGUGAUAUUGAAGUAUUUCUUGAGGUAGGAGGUUCAGAAGGAUCAAUAGACCAGAUAACAUUUAUAGUAAACCAACAAUAUCAAGAAUUUAUCAGAGUUAAUUUUUAUAUUGGUCAAAUGGUAGGAGAUACUUCAAGGCCUACAAUAGAUUAUACUUUUAAUGGCGAUUGUCGUUAUGCAGACACACCACAUACAUGUGGAUCUGAAAAAUGGAGCAUUGAAGCAGUUAUAAGAGAUGAAAAUUCAGGAUUAGCAAACAUUUACUCAAUUCCAAAUCAUCUUCGAUUUCAAAAUGACUUUAUUAUUGGGACAAGAGAAGCAGUAAUUGUGUACUACUCUUCAACAUGUUGUUUUCCUAAAGUUGAAAUAAUUGCAACAGAUCUAAGAGGAAAUAUUAAAAAAAAAACUAUUGAUGCAGAAAAACAAUAUUUGAAUUUAGCAGAAAUUGCAGCUAUCAUAUUGGCUAUUUUUGUUUUAUUUUUUACAAUAAUAAUUUUGAUUUGGGCAGUAUUAAGGUGCCGAAAAAGAAGAAAAAGUCAAAAUUUUAUUUCAAAUUAAAAAAUUUCAUUGAAAAUUAUUUUAUCUAACUA
Messenger RNA from Daktulosphaira vitifoliae (grape phylloxera), 1357 nucleotides. RefSeq lists its product as uncharacterized. The coding region runs from base 21 to 1325 and encodes 434 amino acids. The record is from RefSeq and is a predicted model, not a curated record. Lineage: Eukaryota; Metazoa; Arthropoda; Insecta; Hemiptera; Phylloxeridae. The transcript is spliced from 8 exons.